Messenger RNA from Sabethes cyaneus, 2769 nucleotides. RefSeq lists its product as uncharacterized. The transcript is spliced from 5 exons. The record is from RefSeq and is a predicted model, not a curated record. Lineage: Eukaryota; Metazoa; Arthropoda; Insecta; Diptera; Culicidae. The coding region runs from base 1 to 2769 and encodes 922 amino acids.
AUGUGUGCGGAUUACCUAUUCUACGUUAGCCGGGCGGAUAUUUUUUCCGUAUACCCGUCCAUCCUUCAGGAGAUUUUAGUUCUGGAGGAACUUUUUCGGGCGAAGAAAGUUACUCCCUUCAAAAGCAGCUCCAGUGCCGAAAAAUUGCAAAUGCCAAGUGAGUUUGAGUGGCAGCUGAAACAGUACUUCCGUCUUUUAGAGCAACAGAAGAAGAUUAACGCUGCUGAGAAUAAAGGAAUCCAGCUGAAGACAUCACUUGAGCUGAAGGACACAACGCUCUGGGAACCAAAGGUGAAGUCAGUCGAGGAGGUUUCACCAUUCUCAUCGCCCGUUCCUGGUGAUUCAGCAGCGCUUCGCCGGAAGCCUCGACGCUGCUAUCUGGACAAUCCAAUCGACUUUUGCAAUAUAGACGAGUACAACCAAUGGUUGCUGCAGGAUAUCGCCCGGGCGGGAAAGUUGCUUCGAAAACCACCCUCACCGGUAUCUUUCGACGACGAAUUCGAGAUGCGAAAGGUCUACUCUAUGAUAUAUGAUGUCUUUCGUUUUAAACUAGUUCUACAGCAAGCUCUGAAAAAUAUCAAUUUCUUUGAAAACUUCCCACAGCUAAAAUGUGAAAAUACCCGCGUUUGGCUAAUCCUGUAUGAUAUGUACCUACGUAAGUUCGAGAAAAGAGAACCUGAAUUAGUGAUGUUGAAGAAUACCCUUUUCGAUGAAGCCGGUUUAUUAGAGAUCGAACGUUGCUUAGAGACCAACGGUGUCAAGAUUGCCGCUGCCCUUACCAGAAUUCGCAUCCAGAAUAGUGCCUACAGUCUAACAACGCUACUUCCCCCGCAUUUGCAGGAUGAGAAAGUAGCUAUCGUCGUAUCGAAUCCGAUCGUAACCGGGUGGAUCAACACGUUUCGCAUCAAAACCAAACUCUUAGCCAAUGAGUUACUAAAAUCUGUAGGAUUUGAUGUAAUUCAUGAAACUGUAAUAUCUAAUGAUGCCUUGUCAAAUUCAUUGAAUCCUAAAGAAAGAGUGUACAAACCGCUAAAAGCCCAAAGAUACAAAUGGGACCAAAUGUGCCCUCAAGUUUUGUCUAUAUAUCCUGCUAAAAGAACAGAGUUUAUUCGCUCGGAAAUUUUUCAGAGGCACGAAAUGAUAAUACAAGAUCGAUCGUUUCUCCUCGGUCCAACAAUUUUCGUCAACUUGCUGGAAUUCUACGAACUAAAUGGAGACGUGAUACAAACUCAUAUAUCCUCGCCUAGAUCAACGGCUUAUUUAGCAUCGUUGCUAGCAAACAGCCGAAGAGUACGGAAUUUUGUGGCGUUUGGAUGUGGUAACAAAUUAAAUGAUUAUAAAGAGUAUAUGGCUGCCCUCGGCGUCAACAACGUUGAACUUCAUGCAGAAAAUUUUACGGAUGUUCCACAUGGUGCAGCAGUGAUUGAAAAAGUUGUUGGUAUCUUUGCGAACCCUCCAAGUUCAUACUCAGCGGUUAGCGAUCCAAUCGAUCUCAUAUGCAGUCGAGGUGGAGAUCUCUCUAUGUUGGAAAUACUUUCCGAAUCUGAAAUGACAUUGGAAAGCAAACAGCGUGUAGCCACACUAUUAAGGGAGCAACGGGAAACGCUGAAGCACUGUAUGUCCAGGCCGCAGGUGCAAAUAAUCCUGUACCAAACACAUUCGGUCGUUAAGACCGAGAACGAAAUCAUGGUGGACAAAGUGAUCGAUUACAUCAAUCAGAAAGUGUACGAAGUGCAUUUACAAGCAACUAAAGAACGAGAAUUGCACGCGCUUGCCGAAGCUGCUGGCAAUCAACUUGUCAACAGAUUACUGCGGCGACAAGAUACCAGCAAAACAAGCAAAGUGGAUGAUUCUGUUGAUAAUGAUUUCGAAGCGGAUGGGGAGUCUCAGCAAGCACCAGAAGAAACGAUUGAGGUACCACUAAGCGACCAAUUCGAAACAGCAGAAUUACCAGAUUUUUGUUCUAAUCAAGACAGCUGUUUGGAUUUCAAGGAGGACGGUGUCUUCCUCUCUUUGAUUAAACGAAAAGAAGUAGUACGACUCGAUUCUAAAUAUCUAAUCAAAAUAGCGGAGCUUAGAGGAAUUUUCGGAGGUAACAGUUCUAACUCAGAACCUAGGACAAACGUCAAACUAGUUAAACGCCAGGAGAAAAAGUCUGAUGAUCGCGAAAUUGCAGAGCUUGAAAAUCGAAAACGUCGUCUAAAACGUCGUGGAAGCAAUAUGGACUCGCUGAUAAGCCGUCUAAAUGCUCCCACUCAAGCAUCAAUUAAACGAGGCCAUCAUCACCGGGUUUCCUCAAUGGAGCACAAAUUCAUGUUCUUCGAUCUAAACCAGGAAUGGUGCCCAAAGUACGCUGCUGUGCAGAGUGAAUACAAUCUCUCAGUGCUUAGCGACGAGAAAUUGUCGCUUUACUCUACAGACAUGAUCCCACGUGCCCGUAUCUGGUGGCAGGAUACAAUCGAAUAUGUGCGACAUCAUAUUCGCAGCAUAAAGCAAAGGCACCAUGCGGAAACUGUCGUUCAACCAUUCGUCCUAAAACGACAAUUCAUGCAUUGUAAGCACGAACAAAUGGAAGUUGUGAAAAGAUUUCGCGGCAGUUAUUACAAAAGAUUGCCCUAUACUCUUCCAGUACGGGUUCUGGAAUUCAGACAGUACACCUCCGAAAAUAGGUAUAAUUUCCCAGAUAGUUGCGAUCCCAAUCGUUGCUUGAUGUUUCUUUCUAUUUUAGUCUGUUUCAUGAUCGAUGUCAUCCAAAAAUCAAUGAACUAA